AUGGGAUACACCAUAUCUUUUUCUCAAGGUGUUGUAGAAGGAGUUGUUGAAAAAAAGAUUGUGAAUCGGAUGAUGAAAAAUUCGAGGAGUUAUUCACGGAUCCGAAUCGAUGGUGAUGAUAAACCUAGGGUCGUGGAGUUUAAUGAAGAGAAGGAACUAUACAACCCAAGCUUAAAGGUUGGAAUGUUGUUUAGGGAUUUUGAGCAGCUGAAGAAGGCAUGCAGAAACUGGGGAAUUAAUAAUAAAUUUCAGGUAUGGUUCCCACAAAAUAAUAAAAAGAGAGUGAUUUGUGCAUGCCACAACAAACAAUGCUCUUUUAGGAUUUAUGCAGCUCGCAUGAGCAAAGACAAUCCAUUAGUGCAAAUCAAGAGUGUCAAUUUUGAUCACACAUGUGGAAAGGUUUUCACCAAUUUUCAUGGUACUUCAAAGUGGCUUGCUAUUAAAUAUCUUGACAAAUUUAGAGCUGAUCCAAACUGGAGCUACAAUGGGAUAAUUAAACAAGUUAAAGAUGACCAUGGUUUCAGAAUCUCUAGUAUGAAAGCUUGGAGAACCAAAAAUUUGGCAAUGAAGUGGGUCAAUGGAGAUGAAGCUGAGCAAUAUACAAAGCUUAUCCGGUAUGCAGCUGAGCUUAGGCAGAGUAAUCCAGGCACGACGGUGAUAUUAUGGAGGGAUGAAGGUGUUUUUAAAGGGUUUUAUGUUUGCUUGAAGCCCUUAAAAGAUGCAUUCCGGUCAGUGGUUUUGAUUGAAAACAGAGAAAGUUGGACUUGGUUUAUGGAGGCUUUAAGGGAUGAUUUGGAGAUUUGGAAUAGCAAAUAUGUCACCAUAAUGAGUGAUCGGCAAAAGGGAGAAAUUCAGAGGUAUAUACUUGAUGCAAGAGAUAAGGGAAUCAUCACAAUGCUUGAGAUGAUCAAGGUGAAGUUGAUGAGGAGAAUGAAAAAGAAGAAAGAACAGAUGUUGAAGUACAAGGGCAAUAUAUGCCCAAAAAUUCAAAAGAAACUUAAUAAGAUGAAAGAAGAAUCACUACUACACACCAGAUUUUUCAGGUUCACUGGGCCCCGCCUUCUGAGUCUGCGGCCGUUUGUCAGCGCACCAGGUUCGGGGCGUGAUAACUGGAUGCUAAAUGCAGAAUUUGUGCAUGUUUUUGGUGCAGAAUUUCCUGCAGAUGCAGAAUUUGUGUAG
This is a messenger RNA of Dioscorea cayenensis subsp. rotundata (Guinea yam), 1179 nucleotides long. RefSeq lists its product as uncharacterized. The record is from RefSeq and is a predicted model, not a curated record. Bases 1 to 1179 code for a protein of 392 amino acids. Lineage: Eukaryota; Viridiplantae; Streptophyta; Magnoliopsida; Dioscoreales; Dioscoreaceae. The transcript is spliced from 6 exons.